AUGUUGAUCCGACGUCAGGACCCAUCGUUGAUCCGACGCCAACACCAAACGUUGAUCCGACGUCAGGACCCAACGUUGACCCAAAAGUCAGGACCCAACGUUGAUCCGAAGUCAGGACCCAAUGUUGAUCCGAUGUCAGGACCCAACGUUGAUCCGACGUCAGGACCCAACGUUGAUCCGAAGUCAGGACCCAACGUUGAUCCGACGUCAGGACCCAACGUUGAUCCGACAUCAGGACCCAUCGUUGAUCCGAAGCCAACACCAAACGUUGAUCCAUCGUCAGGACCCAACGUUGAUCCAUCGUCAGGACCCAACGUUGAUCCAUCGUCAGGACCCAACGUUGAUCCGACCUCAGGACCCAAAGUUGAUCCAACAUCAGGACUCAUCGUUGAUCAGACGUCAGGACCCAUCGUUGAUCCGACGCCAACACCAAACAUUGAUCCAUCGCCAACACCAAACAUUGAUCCAUCGUCAGGACCCAACGUUGAUCCAUCGUCAGGACCCAACGUUGAUCCGACCUCAGGACCCAACGUUGAUCCGACCUCAGGACCCAAAGUUGAUCCGACGUCAGGACCCAACUCAGGACCCAAUGUUGAUCCGACGUCAGGACCCAACGUUGAUCCGACAUCAGGAUCCAUCGUUGAUCCGAAGCCAACACCAAACGUUGAUCCAUCGUCAGGACCCAACGUUGAUCCAUCGUCAGGACCCAACGUUGAUCCGACCUCAGGACCCAAAGUUGAUCCGACGACAGGACCCAUCGUUGAUCAGACGUCAGGACCCAUCGUUGAUCCGACGCCAACACCAAACAUUGAUCCAUCGUCAGGACCCAACGUUGAUCCAUCGUCAGGACCCAACGUUGAUCCGACCUCAGGACCCAAAGUUGAUCCGACAUCAGGACUCAUCGUUGAUCAGACGUCAGGACCCAUCGUUGAUCCGACGCCAACACCAAACAUUGAUCCAUCGCCAACACCAAACAUUGAUCCAUCGUCAGGACCCAACGUUGAUCCAUCGUCAGGACCCAACGUUGAUCCGACCUCAGGACCCAACGUUGAUCCGACCUCAGGACCCAAAGUUGAUCCGACGUCAGGACCCAACGUUGAUCCGACGUCAGGACCCAUCCCAACACCAAACGUUGAUCCAUCGUCAGGACCCAACGUUGAUCCAUCGUCAGGACCCAACGUUGAUCCGACCUCAGGACCCAAAGUUGAUCCGACGACAGGACCCAUCGUUGAUCAGAUGUCAGGACCCAUCGUUGAUCCGACGCCAACACCAAACAUUGAUCCAUCGUCAGGACCCAACGUUGAUCCAUCGUCAGGACCCAACGUUGAUCCGUCGUCAGGACCCAACGUUGAUCCGACCUCAGGACCCAACGUUGAUCCGACUUCAGGACCCAAAGUUGAUCCGACGUCAGGACCCAACGUUGAUCCGACGUCAGGACCCAACUUUGAUCCGACGUCAGGACCCAACGUUGAUCCGAAGUCAGGACCCAACGUUGAUCCGAAGUCAGGACCCAACGUUGAUCCGACGUCAGGACCCAACGUUGAUCCGACAUCAGGACCCAUCGUUGAUCCGAAGCCAACACCAAACGUUGAUCCAUCGUCAGGACCCAACGUUGAUCCGACCUCAGGACCCAAAGUUGAUCCGACGUCAGGACCCAUCGUUGAUCAAACGUCAGGACCCAAACGUUGA
This is a messenger RNA of Misgurnus anguillicaudatus (oriental weatherfish), 1689 nucleotides long. Lineage: Eukaryota; Metazoa; Chordata; Actinopteri; Cypriniformes; Cobitidae. The record is from RefSeq and is a predicted model, not a curated record.